Archocentrus centrarchus (flier cichlid) is the source of this 7626-nucleotide messenger RNA. It is a transcript of the gene atxn1b, whose product is annotated as ataxin 1b. Gene Ontology annotation, cellular component: nucleus. Gene Ontology annotation, biological process: negative regulation of transcription by RNA polymerase II; nervous system development. The transcript is spliced from 3 exons. Gene Ontology annotation, molecular function: protein binding; RNA binding. The record is from RefSeq and is a predicted model, not a curated record. The coding region runs from base 584 to 3085 and encodes 833 amino acids. Lineage: Eukaryota; Metazoa; Chordata; Actinopteri; Cichliformes; Cichlidae.
ACCAAGCAGAGAGGGAGCUGGCGGUCUGGUGGCCUUGCAUAACACACGUUAGAGCAGCCUUGCACGUAGGUCUUGGUGCGAGCUCUAGAAGUGGGGAACUUCCUUUACCGUCAGCUCGUUGCAGGGGCAGCAUACCCUCCAAACCGGAAUUCAGAGAGAGGGAGGCCGAGCUUUACAGCACAGGCUCCAGGAGGGGAGAGCAGCACAAAGGAGAGAAACGGGAAGAGGAGUCCUAGGAAACACGUCUCUAACACAGACGCACACGCACUGACAGAUAGGAAGAAUCCUCGGACAUGCUCUGCAAGCAGUGGCUGUGGUGAGACUGGUUCCCAUCGACAUCGCGGAAGAGGCGGAUCGAUCAGAGAUGAUUCCUCAUGAAAUCUUUGGAGCUCAUUUUGUGAGCAGGAGUGACUCCAUCUUCUCUUGUGUGAGACCCUGAGCUGUUAAGCAGUGAACACAAACAGAGGCAGAGUCACAGAGCCCAGAGAGGCUGGCCCUGCAUAUAACCACUGAGGAGAGGUGAGAAAGUAGCCUCAGAGGGACCUAGACGUAGUGCCAGGAAGUAUUACUACACAGUGGCACAAUGAAAUCUAACCAGGAGCGGAGUAAUGGAUGCCUUCCUCCUAAGAAGCGUGAGAUUCUGGCUAUGGAGCAGAGGCCAGUGGUAGUAGCCACAGCAACACCACCCGCUGUAGUUGCUUCUGAUAGUCCCCACACAGAAAACCUAGCAUGGCUGGCCAGUGUAGCCAGUGAACGCUGCAAAUCCAGGGAGGCAGAGAGCCCUAGAUGUCCUGUCUCCUCGACUUCCUCCUCUUCUCCCUCCACUUCUGUCCCUUCUUCGGCCACUCCUAUAUCUGCCCUGCCCUUGGCUUCUCUACCUGCAGUUUAUCCCGCAGCCCUACCCCAGCAGGCUGGGACAAUCCAGUUUGCACAGCUGGGACCUAAUGUUCAGUUUAUCAGCUCUGGGCCCUAUGCAGGAUACAUAUCCUCUCAUAUCAUCUCAACAAAUGCUAAUUCUGUGCAAAACAGCUCUACUAUAGUUGGACCACGUCACCAGCUGGAUGGUUACACCACUGCCCUUAUCUCACCCAACACUAAAGGGGAGCAGCAGUUUCAAAUAGGCCUCUCCCCCACAGAACUGGCACCUGUGUCGCUCCCAAGCUCUCCGCAAGUCACCAGCCAAUACAUCCAUCUGGAUAGCAGAGCACCUCUGACUGUCAGCGGAAAUGCCGUCACCUCACCUACAGCCCAACUUCAACUCCACCCUCACACAGCCGUACUCCCCCAGACGCUUACCCUUGCUCCUUCCCAACUUGUGGUCCAGUAUGCAGAUGGUUCAGCGGGAAAGAAACCAGAGGGGCAUGCUAAGGCUGUGCUGAAUGGGGAAUUGGAGAUAGCCAAACAGGCAAAAGCCGCUAGUCAGCCAGCAAACCAUCAGCAGGUCCAGAGUUAUGAGGCCAGACAUAUCCUCCUACCUGCUGACUAUGGCCAAAACCCUGCAGGUCUCCAGACCUCUUUGGUGCUUGUGGCCCAGCCCAACCAUGGAGCUGAACAUGAACCUGGCUCAAAUAAGCUCUCCUUAGUCCAGACUGAAAAAGGAGGGAUUUGUUUGGGGAAGCCAGUGUCCAGACCUUCAUCUUUUGCCUCCCUUUCUUCGUCAGAGGUGGUGAAGUCUGUUCCUCCUCAUACUGUCAUCCAGACCACUUUACCCCCUGAGGAGCUGCCAGCCAGUCUGUACUCUUCCACGCAGGCACCCAUCAUUGGCUAUAUCACAAGUGCAAACCAGCAUACUGUCAGCUACCAUGCAGCACUGCCUCCGCACCUGGUCAUCCCUAGUGGCCAAUCUCUCCUCAUUCCAGUCAGCAGUGCCAGUAACUGCACAGAAAUGGAGGUUAGUCGUACUGUAAGUGCCCUCACCGCCACCACUACCCCUCAGAUAUCCACCGCCAUGCCUCAUGCCUAUCUGGCCACGGCCCUGUCCAAGUGUGAGGCAUUAGGGCCAGAUGGAAAUCAACCACCACCUGCAGUUGCACAGGCUCCAGCAUUGUCAGUACUGCCUUCAAACCAGGUUCCUGAAGUGGUGGCUACUCCCUCUCCGACCCCCACUCCUGUUCCUGCUUCUGCUCCUCCUGCCAUCCAGGCUUCCCCCUCCGUUUCCGCUUCCUCUUCUCCUGUGGCGCUUCCUCCUUUCUUCAUGCGAGGCUCCAUCAUCCAGCUGGCCGAUGGAGAGCUGAAGCGCGUGGAGGACCUCAAGACAGAGGACUUCAUCCAAAGCGCUGAGAUUAGCAGUGAGCUCAAGAUUGACUCCAGCACCGUGGAGCGUAUUGAUAGCGGGCAAAGUCCUAAUGCUGUGGUUAUACAGUUUUCUGUAGGAGAGCUCAAAGCCCAGGUAUGUGUGGAGGUGCUGGUGGAGUACCCUUUCUUUGUAUUUGGCCAGGGCUGGUCGUCAUGCUGCCCUGACCGGACCACACAGCUGUUUGAGCUGUCCUGUGCGAAGCUGUGUGUGGGGGAUGUGUGUGUGUCUCUGACCCUCCGUGGCAUGAGGAAUGGUUCUCUAACAGACAGCCCAGCUUUGGGAAACAAGCUGAAGCCUGGCCACCUCUCUGACACCUGUCACAGCGUGGACCCCAAUGUAAGGAACAGUAUGAGUUCAAACUCUGUGGGCAGUAACAGCGGUCUUCUCAUGAAGGCUUCCAAUGCAGACAGACUGGAGAGGCAGCAGGUCACUGGACCAGGUUCAGGAGUAGAGCUACCAGCAGGAUUGGGAAUACUUGCAGGACAGGCAGAGGGGAUCUACAGAGCUGGACCUGUGCUGGCAAUCUCGGGAACUGGAGAAGUAAGACAGGAAUCAAUUAAAACAGACAUGUCUACUCUGUCUAAACAACAAUGCGGUGAAUCAGAGAGACCUGCAGUCCGCAAGAGACGCUGGUCAGCACCAGAGCGAGACCAGACUGAGAGAGCUGAGGACGAGCCUCCUCUGACUCUGCCCAAGCCCUCCUUCCUCCCUCACGAGGUCAAAAUCAGCAUAGAGGGCCAUUCACGUACAGGGAGUGAAAGAUGCUUGAACAAAAGAGUAGACUGUUGAGAGAAUUUGAAGGAAUUUUAAACACUUGCAGGUUGCUUUGUGUUUAGCCCCUCCUCCUUUCUCUCUAUCCAGACUACUGUAAUAUAGACUGAGUUUACGCAGUAUUUACAUGUUUUCUUUCAUACAAGUCUGAUACAUAUAAUUAAGGACAGCGGAGCACCUUCAUAAGUGGUAUCACACACAAGAUCAGUGCAAUCAAUGCUGAAAGCAAAAAUGAAUGCAGAGUGAAUGUUGAGUACGAAUGGCUGGCAGACAUCUGAGAGACAUUUGAUUUGCGUGUUACAUAUCAUAAGCUGGCUCUCCGAGAGAUGGAGACAUGUCGGAUGCAGGUCAGUUAACCAUUUAACAGAUCCCGAUGUCAGUUUCGUAGAAAGUCGGUAAAUAUGUUUUGGUUCGGUUUGUUUCACUGUUAAUUUGGUUCGUGGUGGCAUGAGUGGUAGCACAAAAGAGUCAAAGAGAGACCUUCUGAUGUUUUAAUGAGAACAUGUAGUCAUAACAGCUGUAAUUUCUGAUGUCACAUCCGAUGAGGCUUUGAGUUUUAUAAUAUUUUUUCUUUUUCAUACCGUUACAAAUGCAUAUGCUACUGCAGGUGGCCUUGUCCUUGUGUGUCACUGAGUGUUUGUGCCUGAGCGUUGGUCUGUGUGUGUGUGUGUGCGUGUGUGUGUUCUUCUUUUUUUUUUUUUCCGUGUCUGUCAAACAGACCACAGGAUUAAAGUGUGUGUGAUGCUGGAAGUUGUGAGCUCAGUUGUUAACCUGUAAAUCAAGACUGAUAAGGCCUGAAUGUAAACCACUCCUCAGUACUGACUAAUGAAGUCGUACAUGUGCUGUUUGCCACGCCACUCACAAGUAUAGGUGACAGCAGUCGCACAUAGAUGCAUUCCUCUGGUGAAGUUCCUUUAUUGACUUUGCCUCAAUACUUUGACCUUGAGUUUUAGUCUCAUACUCCCUUUCAGCGACUGCACUGCAUUCACUAAAUUAUGUCUGUCUUUGCCUGUGGCUGCUGUGUACAGUGUUUCAAAUCCAUACAAAUAGAAAUACCUUGAUUUUUCUCCAUCUAAUUCACUCCUGAUACUGCAAUACAAAACAUAGCUGGCUAAUUGUAUUUAAUAACGAGGCACCCAAAAGACACAGAGCAACAUUCAUUUGGAGUGAUUUUCAGACAGCCAGGAAGAAAUAAGUCCACUUUGUUGUACUUUUUUGCCUCAACCGCCUGCGAAGGGUAAUGUGUGCAUCAUCAGCUAGUUGCUGACUUGCUCAUCUGCUGUUUGGUGCUGGACAAGCACAAGCUUUUUCAAUAACAACGUCUGGCUGCUGUAACUGAAAUCAAAUCCCAGUAAGAGUGCUGAGAGUGUGUUGCAGGCAAUAACACCCCAAUAUUAAGCUGAAGGAUGCUGGAAAGCUCUGUGGAUCUGAGAGGAACUGCAGCCGGGUGGUAGUUCCCUGUGGGUUUGUCACCUUGAACGACCCCUCUUAUCGGAGUGAGCUUGCUUUCUUUACAGAAUCUAUGGCCUUAGAUUUGUAGUAUGUACCUAGUUCACAGCAGCACAUGGUUCUUAGGGUGUUAACAUUAAAACCUUAAAGGCGGUGUGCCUUUCUUAAGCCCAUACGUGUAUAUCAGAGCACUGCUGUCUUGAUUAAAACAGCAAACUUUCUUUCUGGCAGUAGGUUAGUGUACAUGUUAUUUCUUUCUUAAAGAAAUAUCCUACAGUUCAUACUCAGGAACAAUAUGUGUCUGUGUCUGUGUGUAAGCAGCCAGUGUAUGCAGUGUGUGUGUGUGUGUGUGUGUGUGUGUGUGUGUGUGUGUGUGUGCGUGCGUGCGUGUAGGCCUGACACAGUAUGUGUAUGUCCACAGUCACGUGUAUGUGUAUAUUUUGACAGCAGCACUUUGAUGAAACGUCCGAAUGGAGUGCGGUGGCGGUGUCCCUCCUACUCAGCUAUUAGAUAUUAUGAGGAUAACUGACUGUUUUUCAUCACAUCACAUGUCCUAAAGGUUUAUCACUGAGAGAAAAACAUUAUAUACCGGGGCAGGGAAUGUAAACACACAUUGGGCAAACUUUAUUUUUGAUGAUUUAUAGAGCUACUAUUCAGAGAAAGAAAGAGAAAUGCAGAGUUAACUAGCCAGCAAGUGUUGAUCAUGUACAGUGAAUUGUAAUCUAGAAAGUGUACAGUGUGUAUUUAACCCUCAUGUAGCCUAUGUACUGUAUGUGCCACAGCGCCUCCUUCUUCAAUCAUUCCAUUAAUGCACCAAAACCAAGUGGUCCUCUCGUUUUUGUCACUUCUGGUAUUGAUCAAAUGUUAAUGAAUGUGCUAUACCUCUUCAUAAUUAGGGCCUCCGCAGAAAUCACUUGAUUUGCACACUGUAACAUGCAGUAUGUGUGAAUAUGGACUGCAGCUUAUCAUAAUAGCCAUUAAACUCCUAAAAGGUGUUUAUUGUAAACCCAAGUAACCAGACUGUUCUGUUUGUGUCUGACUGCUCAGGCUAAACACUGCCCAGUGACUGUUCUCCUCCAAAGCUACGUGGUCUUAUAUCCUUCACUGUUACAAAGCAGAGCUCCUGUUUGAUCCGUUUGUUUUUCUUACUGGUCCGUGUUUGUACGUUCCUAAAACCAGUUCUUUUUCAAACUACAGACCUGUAAGGACUCCAUGACACAGACAAAUCUUUGAAAGGUGGAAUUGAUGUUUAAAAGAACAGAGUGGUUUUACUCUACAUUUUUCUUAUUGUCAACAAAUCCCUACCCCCCCCCCCCAUCUGUGGCAUCAAACCUCAUGCAUUCCUGCUGAAUACACAAAUCCUUAAGAACCAGGUGCAGGUUAGUUUCAAAGCAAAAAUAAUUUCCUUAAAUAGGUGGGGGCUAUUUAAGAAAAGGAUAAUACUCAUUGGGAACUGUGCCAUAAGGCCAAAAGUAUCGGACCACCUACACAUCGCAACUACAGGAGCUGCUCGGCUCCUGUAGUUGCUCGGCAACUUUUGCGCACCAUACGCCUGAGCGCUAGGCGACCCCUGCUCUGUAAUGCUGCUUACAGCUGAUCGUGGAAUAUCCAGCUAGGAAGAAAUUUCAGUGCACUCUUUAGAAUGACCAGUUCCCCCAUAAGUGUUUGUAAAAGCACACUGCAUGACUAGGUGCUUGAUUUUAUACACCUGUGGCAACUGGCCUGACAACACCUGGAAGAUUAAGAGCAGUGGUCCAAUACUUUUGACCAUAUAGCAUAUUUCAGGCUGUGCAUUUCUACAUUAGGUGCUAUCUUUGAUGAGUCUGUGGCCCUAAAUAAUAACAAGUUCAUUAUAAUGACAGCAUUUUGAAGCAUUUUUGAACUGCAGGAUAUGUUAAUAGCACAAAGUAAUAAAGUAUAUAAGGUUACACAGACUUCUUAUUGAUCUUCACGUUUUCAUGGCUUUUGUUGACAAUAAGAGAAACAUAUUGCCAACCUUAUGUUUAAAAGCCCUGCAGGGCCGCACAGUUAUUGUUGGUAGUUAGUCUUCUGCUCAGCUGUGUUUGCUGUGAAUUAAGUGGUGACUCUGUGUAUUAAUAAGGUUAAUAAAGGUGAACAUUAUUGCACCCUAAUAGGGGCAGAAUCUGUACCUGCCCCAGCACUUAAAAGGGUGGUCUCCACUUAACGUUUAAGCGCUUUAUUGUAUUUUCUAGACUUUUUUUUUUCACAGCAGCCAUUAUGACAUGAAAUGGUAAUAAACACAGAAAUCAUUAAUUAUAACGUUGCACCUAAAUAGAACAGAAGCUUCAUUAAUACCGUUCAUAACACCUGCAUUUUCCAGCUAAUUCAUGCCAAAAUGGCUGAUGUGAAGUAGGUCUAUAUCACGCUGUUGGAAAGGUUUAAUAACAAUAUAGACCUAGCCCUUCUGCUCACAUAUAUGCUCAAGCUGGACCCCUUAAAAUAUGUAAUUUUCACAGCCUUUCUGUACAAUGUUGAAUAUGGCAUAUAGGUGCUGCAUUGUGGUGAUCUAUGGAAUUGCACUUUGACAUGCGUGUGUGUUUGUGUGUGUGUGUGUGUGUGUGUGUGUGUGCGUGUGCACGAAUGGCAAGAGGUGUUAGUGUAACUAACAAACACAAGUAAUGUACAGUAUGUCUGAGAGGAAUUGUACGCUACCUGUACAACAUCUCAGCGAUUUGUAAAUAGCCAAAGUCUUCCAUUAUAAUGUUGGUAUGACCUUGUUGCCAGUGGAGAGGAGAAACACUGAUCCCCUUGUACAGACCUUUGAAGCGAUGUUUAAUUUCUAUAAAUACGUCAUCAUUUAUUUGACAAAAAUACAAGAUACUGCUUCACCUAAGAUAUUUUCUUUUGCACCAGCUCAAAAACCCAGGAAAUAACGGGAGUCGAAGACUAAAAAAUAUUUUGUAAUUUGGGUCUGUUUGGAUAAAUCUUAGCUAAGAUACAGUAUGUCCUAUAUGCGUAUAUUAUGUAGUAAGUAUCAAUAAUGUUCCUUUAUUUUGAUGGUGUUGAUAUUUGCUAGUCAGAAAACUGUUAAAUCUUUACUCCAAAUGUUUGAUUUUACAUUUGAUCAGAUAUAUUCAAAGAAAUAAAGA